GGCGGAAGAGACUGUUCCGUUUCAAAGCGAUGGCUCUGACGUGGCCGGUGUAGGAUUCAUUGGGAGAACCAAUGGAGACGUCUCCUCGAAGCCAACAGUCCGGCGAUGGAAGCUUUUGCCGUGAGAGGAGUUCCAACCUUCCUGCACUCCUCUUCUUCUUCUUCUUCAGCCACGCGACGAUCUCGGGUUUCGUUCUCGUCUCUCCCCUCCCACUCGCGCGCGUGCUUGAGGCGCCUCCAUCCCUUCCAACAGGGAACCCUACCCUCCCGCUUCAUCUCUUACGGCAACCGGAACCAUUGCAUGGCCCUGCAAUCCGACGCCAGUUCUGUUGUGGAAGCCCCUUUGAAGGGUAAUGAGUUAUUCCUUAGAACAAUGAUCUCAGGCAUGGAGAAGGUCUACUUGAGCAGAAAUCCAACUGCUAAGGCCAUUCUGGAACUUGUUAGGAAGGAUGAUGGAGAACAUAUCUGCUAUGAUCAUUUUGCUUUCCGAACUUUUGGGGUAGAUGGGCAUGGCAUUGAUUCCAUGGCCAAAAUAUUCUUAUAUUUUGGUUAUAAGCCACGUGAAGAAUUGAGAUUUCCUGCAAAGAAGUUGAGAGCAUUGUGGUUUGCCCCUCCCAGUACUGGAUACGGUGAAAAUGGGACUGGCGUUGAUGGGGCUUUGCCAAGGAUAUUUAUAUCAGAACUUCUUGUGGAUCAGCUGAGUUAUGAAAGUCAGGAAGUAAUAAGAAAAUACAUCAAAACAUCUGAUAGUGGAUAUGAACAUGCUGCUCUUGCAAGUACCAUGGGAUGUCUGACUUGGGAGAAGCCUUUGUAUUCUGAUUAUCAAUUACUAUCUAGAGAGAGUGAAUACGCUGCAUGGACACUUGUUAAUGGUUAUGCGUUGAACCAUGUCACUAUUUCUACUCACCGGCUGAAGUCCCAUAUCAGAAAAAUCGACAGAUUUAACCAAUUUAUUCAUGCUAAUGGAUUUAAGUUGAACUCUGAAGGAGGAAUCUUGAAAGUGAGCCCUGAUGGCCUUCUACUACAAAGUUCAACUGUUGCUGAUACAACUUCCUUCAAAUUUGCUGAUGGUGUAACUGAGUAUGUCGCUUGUUCGUACAUCGAGUUUGCAGAACGCCUUUUGCUUCCCGAGUACGAAAACAUACCUGAUGAAGAGGCUCAAGAGUUCCAUAGGCGUGAUGGUUUUGAAGUAGGCAAUGCUGAUAAGAUCUUUGAAAGCACAUCAAGGGAUCAAGUAACAAGGAAAGCUGCUUGACAGAUGAAUCUGGAUAUCUAAUGAAAGCAAUGCCAUGAGUAUGGACUAUCCAGUCACCAUCCUCUGUAUCUAUACAGAUCCAGUUAAUUUACAGAUCUGAUAAAUAAGGAUAUUGUAAUUUGUAUGUAUCUAACAUAUGUCAGAUGUGAACUGUUAUUGCUGUUACCAAAAUACUUAUCGUCAUGUUCGAUGAGAUCAAUUUAUAAACAGAGGGGAUGAACUGCCUCUCGCCCAAUUAGAAACCA
Molecule: messenger RNA, 1499 nt
Organism: Musa acuminata subsp. malaccensis (wild Malaysian banana)
Lineage: Eukaryota; Viridiplantae; Streptophyta; Magnoliopsida; Zingiberales; Musaceae
Product: 2-oxoadipate dioxygenase/decarboxylase, chloroplastic/amyloplastic
Molecular function (GO): oxidoreductase activity
Source: RefSeq, a predicted model, not a curated record